AUGAUCCUCUCUAUUGUGGCUGUCCUGAAAGACGAGAAGAAUGGGAAGCUGGUCACAUUGUUGAAUUCUGAUGGCGUGCCUUUAAAGACAAAAUACAAUGUUGACCACCUAAAGCCUUUCCUGAGGUCAAAAAGUGAGGACAAGGAAGGUGAUGAUAAAGCUAUGGAGACACCUAAAGGUCACAGCUGUACCAAUACCCCUCUACAGAGACAUUUUGCUCCAGAAGUACUGAAAGAUAACACGAAGUUCAAGUGUUAUGGCAGAAAGAAGUCACUGGAAGCUGUUGUGGGGCCUUACCCGCUGUUUGUCUCCUCAUUUCAAGCACUACGUGCAAAAAAAUGGCUGGUAGAUGAGGUAAUUCACGCUUGCCUAUAUCACAUACUUAAAAACCAGCACAAAUCUAUUUGUCAAAUUUGUGCCGUGGUUGCUACUACGUUGUUCAAUGGGCAAAUAGAAAAACUUGGAAAGGAUAUUUUUCCAGAGGACAUUUGGGUGUGUCCCAUAAACUUUGGACAACACUGGAUUUUAGUGUUAUUCCUAAUGAAAGGCUAUGAUGGCAGGCAGUCUAACGCUGCCAAGCGGGGGAUAUUGAGGGUGGUCAAACGCCGGAUGUGGCUUAAAUUCCAGCACAAACGAACAGUGCUGCAGAUGUAUCACUUUUGGUCGGACUUUAAGAGGCGAAGGGAGGGAUUCCUUCGCACGGUUUGCUGUCGAAUUCCUGCCACAUCCGGUGGGAGACGCCCUCAGGUCACCUUGACCAUAUCCCCCGCGGGCAGGAGGACUGCCUGCCUGAGCUACGUGGCUGCAGGGGCACCCAAUUUCCAGCGGCUGAAAGUAAUUCAUGAGCAAGGUGACCAGGCCCAGCAGGCCUCCAAUCCUUCUGACGUUUCUGAUGAAGAGGGGGCAGAGGUGGAAUCGGCCUCUCCAGAGGAAUCUACAGGUAUUGGAACACCAGACAUGAUGGAGGAGGAGGACCCUGCCCUCUCUAUAGUGAUGUGUAAUUCCUUUUCCUCAUUAAGGGACAAGAGUGUUUGGAACACCAGACAUGAUGAAGGAGGAGGAGGACCCUGCCCUCUCUGUAGUGAUCUCUAGGAGUUCUGAUGAAAAGAGGGAGGAGGAGCCGGCAGAGAGCCCCCCAGGUGGCUGUUGAACCAUGCCCUACUCUGGACACGAUUCUUCCAACUAUCCGCUGGUACGGAGAGCGACUGUCUGCGGUGGAGACUGCACUUGGCAUUAGGCCACCAAAGAAACCUUUUUAAUCAAUGUUUUUUUUGUAUUUUAUUUUUCUAAAUUGUUUUUAUCUUUUUUAUUAAAAUGAUCGCUUUCAACAAAUAGUUCUCCUAACUUUCUUUAUCUGGUCAUAUGUCCUUUCAUAUUUUGAAUUUGAACACACUCUGAAAUCCUGUAGGUACAAAACACAUACAUAUCUGCCCAAGUCUGCUAGUUUGAGGCACGAUGGGCAGAUUUGGACCAUUUCUGCUGCAGUGCAAAAAACUAUCUCAGGUGAUUAGAUGGCAAUAGGAAAAAAAAAACUCUAACUUCAGCUGUUUCCUUUUUAAAGUUGUGUUUCAAGGUUAAUGUUUGCAAGGGAUUGCAGCUCAUACAAUAUAUUUUUUUUAAAUUUAAACAAUUCAAAAAUAAAAAACAAGUGUAAAGUGCUUCUGUCUCCUUCUAAAAAUUGC
Molecule: messenger RNA, 1682 nt
Organism: Rana temporaria (common frog)
Lineage: Eukaryota; Metazoa; Chordata; Amphibia; Anura; Ranidae
Exons: 14
Coding region: 1-1092 (363 amino acids)
Source: RefSeq, a predicted model, not a curated record